Cokeromyces recurvatus is the source of this 1848-nucleotide messenger RNA. RefSeq lists its product as uncharacterized. Gene Ontology annotation, cellular component: perinuclear region of cytoplasm. Gene Ontology annotation, biological process: intracellular calcium ion homeostasis. Gene Ontology annotation, molecular function: nucleic acid binding; zinc ion binding. The coding region runs from base 1 to 1848 and encodes 615 amino acids. The record is from RefSeq and is a predicted model, not a curated record. The transcript has 6 exons. Lineage: Eukaryota; Fungi; Mucoromycota; Mucoromycetes; Mucorales; Mucoraceae.
AUGUUAGAUGGAAGUUCUAGGAAUCUAACAAAGAAAAAUGUAGAAGAUUUUCGUGUCAUUCUUCACAUGAUCAUGCAUGAAUGUUCAAAAGCAAAUAUAGAGACGGGAAAAACAUGGGUCUUUGAACAUUGUCAAUCAGCAUCUCAUGUGUAUGCUCUAAUGGAAUAUAUAUUCUCAUUAUCAAAAUCGCGUUCAGGACAAGAAGAUAGAAUUCAUGUAGUUUAUUUAAUCAAUGACGUUUUAUUUCACACAGCACGAAAGCAAAUGCAAUGGAUGAAAGAUACGAUGACACCUUUUUUAGUACCCCUUUUAAGAUUAGCUUAUGAUGCAGCUGAAUCGGCGGAAUAUAAAGCCAAAGUUAUGAAGGUCAUAACAUUUUGGAAUGAUAAAAGUAUAUUUGAACCAAAUGUAAUUAAUACGAUGAGAAAAGAAGUGUCUGAGCCAGCUGGCAAUCAUACAUCUUCUUAUCCCCCUCAAUAUCCUCAAACUAAUAUGAAUUAUCAACCUAUGCCAUAUCAACCACAUCCUAAUUAUCCAUCUACUCCUUUUUCAGCCCCUCCUAUUCCUUCACCAGCAUUUCAGCAACAACAUCCAAUUCCUAGAGGCUCUUCUACCCCCUCUGUGCCAUCACAUCCAUCACCAACAUCAGUGCCGCCUGCAACUUCUUUACCAUUACCACCACCACCACCUUCACCAGCAAAACCAUACUAUGAAUUACCUGCUGGAUUAAUGCUACUUACAAAAAAUGAGUACUAUAAGCCGAUUGAUCCAAACAGUAUUAUAGUGCCUUAUCCUCGACCACCUCCUUCUAAAGAAUUAAUUGAGGCUGUUGAUGAUUUUUACAAUGGUUUAGAUUUAUUAAAAGUGGAUGAUGUUAUCUUAGAUGAAAAGACAGCUUCUACUACGAAUAUAGAUGCACAAGGUUGGGAAAAGGGUUAUUUGAAUUCUUAUAUGGAGAUAGCCGCUCAAAGGAAAAAGGAGGCGUUAGAAAAAUUACAGAAACGACGUUCACAUAGUCAAAGUACUUCACGUAGUCGAACUCAUCGAGGAAGAAGAAGAAGAAGAAUGUAUGAUCGUCGUAGUCGUAGUCGAAGUCGUAGUCGAAGUCAUAGCCGUAGCUACAGUCGAGGUCGUAGUUAUAGUCGAAAUCGUAGCUAUAGUCGUAGUCGUAGCUAUAGUCGUGGCCGUGAUCACAGUUAUAGUCGCAGUCUUAGUCGCAGUCUUAGUCGCAGUCUUAGUCGCAGUCUUAGUCGCAGUCGCAGUCUUAAUCGCAGUCGCAAUCGCAAUCGCAAUCGCAGUCUUAGUCGUAGCCUUAGCCGUAGCCUUAGCCGUAGUCGUAGUCGUAGUCAUAGUCGUAGUCGUAGCCGUAGUCGUAGUCCUGUGCAUAACUAUCAUAAAAGAAGAAAUUAUAGUAGAAGUCGUAGUAGAAGUCCCCCAUAUCGUCGAAGAAGUAAUUCUCGUGAUAGAGGACGAAGCCCUUACAGAAGGAGCUCUCCAGGAAGAGGUAGAAGUCCCGUUGUUCGAAACAAUUAUCGAAAUAAUAGACGUUAUAGCCGUAGUAGAAGUAGAUCACCACUAUCAUCUACGCUACCUCCUUCUUCAUCCUCUUCUUACCCUCCAUCCUAUGGUUCGACAAACAGAUUUAAAUCUGCUGAUUUUAAUUUACCUGCUGCAGUACCUGUUGAAAACAGAUAUAUGGGUUUAGGUAGUCAAACAGUAACUGAUGAAUUUGACAAUUUUAGAAGAAGUAAAAGCCAGGCCUAUAAUAGAAGGGAGCCUUACCAACCUUUCACAUGCUAUAAAUGUAAUAAGGUGGGUCAUUUAGCAAGAGAGUGUGAUAGUCUUUAA